UCGAUCUCGAUCUCUCACUCCGGCGAUUUCACCGAAGCUACUCCGACGAUGGGUGGAAAGAGGAAGCGCAAACUCGUGGCACCGGGUUCGUCGAUUAAUAAAACACCAAGACGAUUACCGACUCGGUAUGACUUCGUCUCUAAGGCGACGACGUCGAAUCUUCCACCGGUGGUUCUCCCUAACAACAAUCCGGCACCGUCGGUAAGGGAUUAUCCACCUCUGAGGCAACUCUUUCCGUCCUCCACGUUCCCACCUUCUGGAUCUGCUCCGGUUCCUCAAACUCAGCCUCCAACUCGAGUACCUCAGUCUUCUGGCGGUGAAGGUACUUCAUAUCCUCAUCCUGGGCGGAGACAAUCUCAAUCUUCUCCACUUCAUGGAGCUCCAUCGCCUCACAGUUCUCAAGCACAAAACUCUCAUGGAGACCCAGAAGAUUUUGCUGAGUUCGAAGCUCCAGUUGAACCUGAUCUCUCGGAGGACGUGAUGGAUGUAUUAAACCGUAUGCUAGCCCAACCAGGCCGAGAGGAGUUCACAACGGUUUGGUUAUGACAAGUC
Molecule: messenger RNA, 552 nt
Organism: Brassica rapa (field mustard)
Lineage: Eukaryota; Viridiplantae; Streptophyta; Magnoliopsida; Brassicales; Brassicaceae
Product: cAMP-binding protein 1-like
Source: RefSeq, a predicted model, not a curated record